Molecule: messenger RNA, 681 nt
Organism: Scomber japonicus (chub mackerel)
Lineage: Eukaryota; Metazoa; Chordata; Actinopteri; Scombriformes; Scombridae
Product: interleukin-6-like
Exons: 5
Coding region: 40-681 (213 amino acids)
Biological process (GO): neutrophil differentiation; myeloid cell development; immune response
Cellular component (GO): extracellular region
Molecular function (GO): cytokine activity; interleukin-6 receptor binding
Source: RefSeq, a predicted model, not a curated record
AUCUGUGGAAACUCAGCAAGUGUUUACCAGCAGCGCAACAUGCCCCCUACACUCAAUUCGUACUGGCUUUCUGCACUAAUACUUGCAGCUCUGCUGCUGUCUGCUUCCGGAGCGCCAGUCACAGACGCUUUCACUGAGAGUCCGACAGAUGAUCCCUCAGGUGAGGGGGAGAUGCCCUCUGACCUGCUCAGCGACUCACCGCGUUGGGGCCCGUUUCUUGCUAUCACCAAACACCAUAAAAAGGAGUUUGAAGAUGAAUUCAAAGAUGAUGUGAAAUAUCAUUUUCUGGAGAACUACAAAAUCUCAUCAGCCACUGCAAGCUGCCCCAUGUCCAACUUCAGCAAGGAGGCUUGUCUUCUCAGGUUGGUCCAUGGCCUUCAGACAUAUGAGGUUCUUUUAAGGCAUGUGCUGAAGGAGUAUCCCAGCUGGUUGAUCCUCUCAGGGUUCAAAUAUCGCAGCGACUCCAUGAUCAGUCUGAUAAAAGAAAAGAUGAGGCACCCUGAACGGGUCUCAGCGCUGAGCAGCAACCAGGAGGAGAGGCUGAUGACGGAGGUGGACAAUCCUAACACCUUCCACAGAAAGAUGACAGCACACAGCAUUCUGCGUCAGUUCCACUUCUUCUUGGUCGACAGUCUGGUGUCAUUGAGAAAAAAAGAGCUGCUCAAAGGAAGCCUGUCUUGA